Messenger RNA from Homalodisca vitripennis (glassy-winged sharpshooter), 1934 nucleotides. RefSeq names its product dehydrogenase/reductase SDR family member 11-like. The record is from RefSeq and is a predicted model, not a curated record. Lineage: Eukaryota; Metazoa; Arthropoda; Insecta; Hemiptera; Cicadellidae. Bases 62 to 829 code for a protein of 255 amino acids. Gene Ontology annotation, molecular function: oxidoreductase activity. The transcript has 6 exons.
AGGUCGGCUGGAGGGCAUAGUGGACUGGACAGUUGUGCAUUCGAUCAGCAGAUGCAAAGUGAUGGAGCGGUGGCGUGGACGAGUAGCCGUGGUGACUGGGGCCAGCGCGGGCAUCGGAGCUGCUAUCACGCGGGCUCUGGUGGAGCAAGGAAUGAUCGUCGUGGGGUUGGCUCGCAGAGAGGCUCUUCUACAGGAGCUAGCUACUGAGCUGGGUGACAGCGAAGGGAAACUCAUUCCCCGUAAAUGUGAUUUGUCCGUCGAGUCUGACAUAGUUGAAGCAUUCGAGUGGAUAGAAGACACGUUAAAGGGCGCCGACGUUAUCAUCAACAAUGCUGGAAUAAUGGACAACACUCCUCUUCUAGAUGCUCCAACGACCAUUUGGCGUCAAAUGCUGGACAUCAACAUUCUAGCACUUGUGAUCUGUAGUAAGCUGGCUCUCAACUCGAUGUUAUCUAGAGGCGUAGAUGACGGCCACGUCAUUAACAUCAACAGCCUAUUAGGCCACAAAGUGAUGGGGAAUCUGCUGCCGUUCUAUAGUUCCACAAAGUGGGCAGUCACCGCUCUUUGUCGAGCCUUCCAGAAUGAGCUGUUUGUGCGCCAGUCUCAUAUACGAGUCACGAGCAUGUGCCCAGGAUUGACCAGGACCGAGCAGGCAGAUUCCUUCAAGGAGGGGAAGGAUGACGCAGCCCUCAGCCCAGCAGACGUGGCUGAUGCUGUUAUAUAUGCACUAUCCACACCGUCCACUGUCAUUAUCGAGGAGAUGAAGAUUGCUCCAAAUGAUGGACGCAUUGGUCACUCACUGGCUCCAACCAGAACUAACCAAAUAUAAGAAUUAUUUUAGAAAUGAAAAUUGAUGUCACUUUUAUGAAAUACUUAUCAUUUAUGAGUGUAAUUAUAUUAUUUAACAUGCCAAUAACUUAUGAAUUUCGUAAGAAAGACAGACAUACUAUGCAGUAUAUUCAAUUGUAUACAACAUUCACAAACGUAUACUUCAAUAACGUACUGAUAUCUCGGCUAUUGUCAGGAAACAAAAAAGGAUGUUGCCUGCAAAAAUAGAUUUUAGGUUGGUAGUAAUUCAUUGCAAUAAUGGAUUAUUUGUUGACAGCACAAUCGAUUAACGUUUGGUAUCAUUCUCUAGUUUACAUUGAAUUCAAUUUGCAUUCUGAAUGCAGUUUGAUUCGAUAACCUGUUAUGUAAAUGUUUUACUGACAUUUAUUUUAUUAGUAUUUGUUUUUAAUUUGUAUUUUGACCAAUUUAUUUUAUUAGUAUUUGUUUUUAAUUUGUAUUUUGACCAAUUUAUUUUAUUAGUAUUUGUUUUUAAUUUGUAUUUUGACUUGCGUUUACAUCAAGUUCAUGCGCUGAAUCAUUAAAACGUUUUUAUUCACGAUAGUGAUAUAUAAUUGAUACUAUCAUUUUCAAAACACCAUAAAACAUCCGAGAUAACUAAAUACAACUGUAAAAUAGGAUAGUUAUUACAAUUUUAGUGGCAAAAUCUAUAGAAAAUAAUUUCCUAAUUUACUUUAUACUUUAAAAAGAAGUUUUCCUUUUAAUUAAAAAAUAAAAUAUUACGUUUUUAUUUUGAUUGAUACAUUUAUUUCAUCUUGUGUAACUUUUUAAGUCUCGUUGUAGGCAUUAACAGCUUAUUUUAAUAUAAUAAAUAAGUUGUAAAUAAAUAAUGCUGUCAAAUUGAGGUUGAAAUUAUCUUUCUGAAGUUAUAUGAAGAUGCACUUUGUUUAAUUUUUUUGUUAGUACGAGUAAGCAAUUCUUUAUUAAGAAGAAACAAACGUUUUACAUGUAUAAUAUAAUUUAAAAUUAUUUACAUAGUCGUACACGUGUUUAAAAUACUAUUUAAUUCACAUCCUAAUUUUUAAAUACACAAUGUAUUUGAAUGGCGUCACAAAUGAUAAUCGAAUAAAACACAUAAAUAUCUCUUA